AUGGCGAAGAUUAUCAGUGAAUUGGAGUUGGAGAAAGCUGUGGAUGCAUUGACGCGUGGGAAUUUGGUGGCCUUCCCAACGGAGACGGUGUACGGUUUGGGUGGCAAUGCCCUUAAUGAAGAAGCAGUAAAGAAGAUUUUUGCGGCGAAGGGGCGCCCGUUGACCGAUCCCUUGAUUUGCCACGUUUCAGAUGUGGAGAAGGCGGUGGCGAUGUGGGACGUGCGCGCGGAUCCAGCGGCGGUGAAAUUGGCCAGGGCUUUGGGAACGGCACUUUGGCCGGGGCCUUUAACCAUUGUGCUGAAGGCGGACCCUUCCUUGCCGCAUUCGGUAACGGGAGGAUCUGGAUUUGUAGGCGCGCGAAUUCCACGCCACCCCGUAGCCCUAAAGCUGCUGCAGCUCGUGGAUUUUCCUCUGGCGGGUCCCAGCGCGAACACAUUUGGUCACGUUAGCCCCACAACAGCGGCGCAUGUGCUCGAGGACCUGGGCCCGAAGGAUCCCUCGCUGUUGGUUAUUGACGGUGGACAGUGUGACAUUGGCAUUGAGUCCACCGUGGUAAAGGUGAACAGUGUGGAGAAUGUUGAAAUUCUUCGCCGAGGCGGGGUUUCACUCACGGAUGUGCAACGCGCGCUUGAAGGUAAGUUUCACCCGCUCCUUACGAUUCGCGACACACGCUCGCGCCACGGCGCUCCUGAAAAGGCGAUGGAUGGGCCGGGUCAGCUACUCACGCACUACUCACCCAACGUGCCGUCAAGGCUGCUAACGCCGAGUAGUUUUGCUGCCAAUGCGCCUGCGCAACCGGCGGGGGUGGUGGUGGAGUUUUCCUCAUCUGCUGCUGGAGCCGCAUUGACGGAGGUUGCGCUACGGCAGACGGUAGUCAUUGACUUUGGGGGCCACCUCCAGCCCCUUCAGGCGGGGUGCCUGGCGUAUCGCGACCUCAGCGCGAAGGCGCAGGUGCGAGAGGCAUGUUUCGCCGUGUUUGAUGCGCUGCGGUGGACGGAGACUAUUCCUGGGGCGAAGCUGGUGCUUUUCCCACUCGUAUCCGAGUGGCCGCAUGCCGCGGUGGACGCGGAGCUCCUCGACGCCGUGGAGGACCGCCUGUUCCGCGCCGCCUCUGGUCAGGUCGCACACAUCCGCACGCAGUGA
Trypanosoma conorhini is the source of this 1143-nucleotide messenger RNA. RefSeq names its product putative translation factor (SUA5). The coding region runs from base 1 to 1143 and encodes 380 amino acids. The transcript has a single exon. Lineage: Eukaryota; Euglenozoa; Kinetoplastea; Trypanosomatida; Trypanosomatidae. The record is from RefSeq and is a predicted model, not a curated record. Gene Ontology annotation, biological process: regulation of translational fidelity. Gene Ontology annotation, molecular function: nucleotidyltransferase activity; double-stranded RNA binding; tRNA binding. Gene Ontology annotation, cellular component: cytoplasm.